AUGCCUCCGACUACAGUUGCUACCGUCACCUCCAAUAUCACAGCUACGCCGCCCAGUGAUCUCAAAUCCGAUCAAUCGCCAUCCACUGCCCAACUCCCUCCCAAACCAGAUGUCCCUCAGGGAAUGUCCACCGCGGAGAUGCAGCGGCAGAUUCAGUCGUCGCUCCAGCGUCCGGCUUUCACCAGUCGCCUGGCGCAGGGCCUGCGCAAGACGGCCAAAUCUACCACACAGACCUACAUUACAUACGGCCAGACUGAUGUGUUGUUCAAAGCGUGCGCGAAACAGGCCGAUUAUUUUAUCCCAGACGACCAGCGGAUGCAAAUCGUGACAGGAAAGGGUCCUCCCAAAGCCGCCGACGGUGCGGACCUCGGCCAUCCCGUUGGCGAGACAUGGUGGUUUAACACCCUCGAUCUCCCGCCGACGUUCUCCACCUGGUCCGCGGUGACGUUCUUGCACAUGUAUAUCUUGACUGUCCGAUUGCGAGCACUGCAGACUCCGGCAGCAUUUCAAAGUUAUCAUCGUUACCUAAUCGAACAUUUCUCGCAAGCCGCGGAGGACAAGAUGCUAAUACAGCACAAUAUGUCCGCUCGUGGCAUCCGGAACAAAUACCUCAGAGACCUGUUUCUGCAAUGGCGCGGCAAUAUCGUUGCGUAUGACGAGGGUCUGGUUAAGGGAGAUGCCGUUCUUGGGGCCGCCGUCUGGAGAAAUCUUUUCCAUGGGCAAGAGGAUGUGGAUUGGGAGAAGGUUGCGCUCGUGGUGGGCUUUAUGCGUAAGGUGAUCAGUAAACUGGGCUAUUUGCGCGUCACAGAUAUGAUGAGCGGGAUGGAUGGCCCCAAGGGCCUCUGGGCGCUUGGCCAGAGGGAUGCGGAAGUGAUGCUGCAGAGACGCAGCAAGGGCCUGCAAGAACCAUUCGAAGAAUGA
Capronia coronata CBS 617.96 is the source of this 921-nucleotide messenger RNA. RefSeq lists its product as uncharacterized. The record is from RefSeq and is a predicted model, not a curated record. Gene Ontology annotation, cellular component: mitochondrion. Lineage: Eukaryota; Fungi; Ascomycota; Eurotiomycetes; Chaetothyriales; Herpotrichiellaceae. The coding region runs from base 1 to 921 and encodes 306 amino acids. The transcript has a single exon. Gene Ontology annotation, biological process: mitochondrial respiratory chain complex III assembly.